Messenger RNA from Procambarus clarkii (red swamp crayfish), 1044 nucleotides. It is a transcript of the gene MED18, whose product is annotated as mediator complex subunit 18. Gene Ontology annotation, biological process: regulation of transcription by RNA polymerase II; termination of RNA polymerase II transcription. Lineage: Eukaryota; Metazoa; Arthropoda; Malacostraca; Decapoda; Cambaridae. Gene Ontology annotation, cellular component: core mediator complex; mediator complex. The record is from RefSeq and is a predicted model, not a curated record. Gene Ontology annotation, molecular function: transcription coregulator activity.
UCUCAGACCACGAACUUGUCUUGUGUACAAACACUGGCUAGAAGCUGCCUUGGUCAUCGGCGCCCUUCAUACCAACAACAAGAAGCAGAAGCUCCAUUACUUGAGAAUAUUCCUACAAACAGGAAGGACUGCAGUUAGGACUCUUUAGAUUGUUAUAAUUGAUGAUGGCAUUACCUGUAAGUGUCCCCCAUGUUGGGGAAACUAUUGAGUCAGCUCUGAAGAAUCAGAUAGUUCCUGAUCAAGAGUUUCUACUCCAGGGUUCAGUGUUGGACACAUCACUCAUUGUUGUCAUCGACCGUCUUCGUGGGCUGUGUGACAAUGCAGACAUACCUCCAGAAACCUUUCAUGAUCAUGAAGUGGUUUACAUUCUUAAGGAUUUUAAUGCUCCUUCAACCCCUGGACCUGCAGCACAAGGUGUCAUGCUGCGAGUGAGACGUGCAGUAGACCAUCCGGAGCUGCCUUUUCAACUUCGUUACAUUGGAUAUCCAGAAAUCGGUGAUUAUCCAGCAAUACUUCGCAAUUGCUUGGAUGUUCCUGUCAGUAAUAAUGUGUGUGACUUUCUUCAAGAACUUGGAGCUAAGCUUGAUCAUGAGUUCGUUGCGAAAGGAUACAUUAUGAAGAAAGGAAGAAUAAAAGUAACAGUUUUCAAAAUGUAUAAGAUUGGCACUGGAAUGACAAAAGAUAACCUUGAACCGAUGACAAUGUCACACUUGGUAGAAUUAAGUGUACUUACCACCAAGACAGACAUGUCAGUUGCUGAUGAAUUGCGAGCCUUGGCUGACCAACUUAAGCCACUUGUACAACUAGAGAGAUUGGACUAUCGAAGACUUGGGCCACCAUAAAAGGCUUUCGGGCCACUGUAAUAAGUGAAGAUGACUACUUUAUAUAUGAACUGAACUGUAUGUAUUGGUAAGAAUUGUGUUACAGUUUAUGAACACCUAUUUUAUUUUUUUGUUAAGAAAAACACUGAGAUGUGUAGCCAAAUAAUAAAAUUAAAGGGGGAUAUGAACAUUGGAUUUAUUGUUAAUAAACUUUUGCAAAUUA